GCGGACGCAGACCAUGGGAUACUGUGCCAUAGGCGCACGCGCCUCAUAUGAUCAUGCAAAUAAUGGAAUGCACGAAACGAAGCAUGAACCUUUGUCCACAAAAGUUGGUUGAAUUGUUUUCGUUGACUCUGAUCCUCGUCGAACCUUAUUAAUAUUUUAGACUGAUAACAAACUGUUAGAGUGUUAUUAGAGACAUUUUGACAUCUUGUGCACCAUAAACUUUUACUGAAAUGGGUAAAACGAAAGACAUAAGUUCAGACGAAGAUAUGACAUUAGAAACGAAUGAAGCAUCACCACAGAAGCGACAUAAGAAACAUAAGCAUAAAAAGCAUAAAAAGAAGAAAACUACUCAUGACAAUGAUAGUUUUAAUGAUGCUCCUGAAACAGACAAAAAGAAAACAUUUAGAGUCAAAGUAAAGAAGGACGAUGAUAAGAGUGUCGAGAAACCACGUGAAAAAGUACAAAAGACACUUAAUCUCAGCAUUGCAGGCUCAAGUACAGCACCAUCGCCAAAAGCUACAACAAAGAAAAAAGUUCCAAAGAGUAAUAAAGGUAAAGACAGUGGCACUAGCAGUGAAGAGGAACGAUGGCUCGACGCAAUUGAAUCUGGGAAACUAGAAGAGGUUGAUGAUGAGCUAAAAAAAAUUAAACCUAAAGAUCCAAAGUUAAUGACAGCACGUCAACGAGCUAUGUUUGAAAGGAAAACUGAUGCCGAACCGAAUCCUGCUGUUGAACAACUUAUGUCUUUACCAACUGGAUAUAAAGAAAAAGUUAUGACAGCCGAAGCUAUACAAAAAGCUGCCCUCAAGUCAUUAAAAAGAAAACAGCUUGCUGAUGAAAAAAGAGAAAAGGAUAAGAAAAAGACAAUGGAAAGAUUAUUGAAGAAACAGGAAUCCAAAGCAUCUAAAGUUAUUAGUAAAGGGAAGCCUUCUAGGAGACAAGUUCCUCUAGUUACAUAUCGUUUAACGCUCGAAGGGAGUUCAAUAUCAUUACCGCCUGGAGAAGAUUUUCCAUUGCAAGCUGCAAAAGAGAAAGAACCAUCAGCGAAAAUUCUUUGCGGCGUUAAUCAGUGCAAGAAUCCGAAAAAAUAUUCGUGCUCAAGAACUGGAGUACCACUAUGCAGUUUGGAAUGUUAUAAAGCUAAUCUAGCUAUAGCUACAUAACAUACGUAUUAGAUUAUUAAUAAUCUUGACAAUCCAACCUGACGCGUUCCAUCUAACAAUUUAUAGCAUAGUUUGUGAACCACCGAGGUGCUGGACCACGCUGGAUUUAACGUAUUAAUACAAUCUUUUCUCUCAGCAAUCUUAAUUAAAUCGGGAUUAAUAGCAUUUCCCGAACUCAUCAGUAUUAAUGCUACACAUUGAUCUUUUACAUGUACAUACAAUUAUAAAAGCCACUUCGAUCUUAAAGCUCUCAGAAUAACAGCUGGUUCGUGAAUACCUUUGUACAUAUUAUUAUGUAAUUAUUUUCUUGUUAUAUGCAAAAAAAGUUUAUGUAAAUGU
Ceratina calcarata is the source of this 1502-nucleotide messenger RNA. Its product is annotated as INO80 complex subunit B. Bases 231 to 1163 code for a protein of 310 amino acids. The record is from RefSeq and is a predicted model, not a curated record. The transcript has 6 exons. Gene Ontology annotation, cellular component: Ino80 complex. Gene Ontology annotation, biological process: chromatin remodeling. NCBI's taxonomy places the organism in Eukaryota, Metazoa, Arthropoda, Insecta, Hymenoptera, Apidae.